Paramecium sonneborni is the source of this 276-nucleotide messenger RNA. The record is from the annotation of a GenBank genome assembly. Lineage: Eukaryota; Ciliophora; Oligohymenophorea; Peniculida; Parameciidae.
AUGAAUCAACUUUAAUAAACUUUAAGGUAUAUUAAGUUAAAGAUAGAAAAAAGAUUAUACACACAGAUCAAAAUUAUGUUAACGUAAGCAGUUUUUUUAAAGAAACUUUCGAAAAAGAACCUGAUUAUGAAGAUGUAUUAUUUUAAAAUUUAACUAAAAUUAUUGUAGUCCCAUAAAGUUGUGUAACUUUAAAAGCAUUUGAUUACUUUAAGAAAUAUUAUCAACCAUAACAAAUUAUAUGAGGAACUUUGAAUAGAGAUAAUUUAUUUUUAAAUC